AUGUGGAAGUGUUGUACUAAGACUAACUCUGAUUACUAUCAGCCGUUUCUAAUGGCGAAGAAAGCUGUUGAGGAAGAGAAUUCUAAAGAGCUCGUAGCUUUAUCUCGCAAGUCGCAAGCAUUCUCUGAAGCAAGCCGAGGAGUGAUUGAGGUGAGCUAUCUCGUCCUCAGCUCUGUGCAGAAAUGGCCGAAGCUACUCGUCUCACAACCUUAA
This is a messenger RNA of Arabidopsis thaliana (thale cress), 213 nucleotides long. RefSeq names its product GCK domain protein. Bases 1 to 213 code for a protein of 70 amino acids. The transcript is spliced from 2 exons. NCBI's taxonomy places the organism in Eukaryota, Viridiplantae, Streptophyta, Magnoliopsida, Brassicales, Brassicaceae. The record is from RefSeq and is marked reviewed.